Fusarium subglutinans is the source of this 1584-nucleotide messenger RNA. RefSeq lists its product as uncharacterized. Bases 1 to 1584 code for a protein of 527 amino acids. The transcript has 2 exons. The record is from RefSeq and is a predicted model, not a curated record. NCBI's taxonomy places the organism in Eukaryota, Fungi, Ascomycota, Sordariomycetes, Hypocreales, Nectriaceae.
AUGGCGAGGCUCAAUUUAUUACACGCCGCUCUUUUUUUCUGGGUGGCUCUGGUGGCUGCCCAGUCUGUUAAGCUCGAUCGACUUACGCACCAGGGUUGCUUUCAGGGAAGACAGCCAUUGCAUUUUGCUUUUGCUGGAUCUUCGCGAACGGAGAAACACCUCAGAGAAUGCUUGAAGACCUGUGAACGGAAAGGUCAACCUCUGGUCGCGUUCGGUACCGAUCACUGCUUCUGCUCUGAUGAUGUACCUCUCGACAUCCCCAGUCUGGACAACGACCGCUGCAAUGUGAACUGUCAGAAUGGCUUGAACGAUAACUGCAUCAGGGUACCGGAGGGCAGUGUCUCCAAGGGAGAAAUGCUCUUCAAUGUCUUCAAGAUUGGUCCGAGACAAUUCAACGGACCAAAGCGGUACGCAAAGGGCCACGGCAAGCUUGGCAAGAUCACCGCUCAGGGCUGCUACGACGUAAAGGCUCGACCUUCGUCUCCCGAGCACAUCAGAAUCGUCAAUUAUGAGACUCGCCUAGAGUGCGCCAGGUUUUGUGCUGCGGAGGGAAAGCCUCUUGCUUUGAUUGGCGCCGCUUGCUACUGCGUCAAAUCAUACCCUCGAUUCGACUUGGCCGCUCAACUUCGGAAGUGUUAUCUACCCUGUUUCAGCGAUGAAGAUGAGACAUGCCGGCGCCCAUACACAUAUAUGCCACCUUACCAACGCAAAAAUCUCGAGCGCGACUACAUUUCAGUCUACGACACUGGCCUAGGUGUAGAUGUUGAGAUCGAUCCAAGUUGGCCGACCGACGAAGAGGAGGAUGAGAUACCCAAGGCGUUCGAGAUGUCCAAGGUAUCCAGGGAGGCACCAGAGACAUCAGAGGCAUCCAAGGAAACAGCUUCUGAGCCCUCCGACAUGGACCAACCUCCAAAACAGCCAUGCCAUAAGGCAGAAUACCCGUCGCCUCUGUCACACUAUUUCAAGGACAACAAUCCUGCAAAGUGCCACCACUUCUGUUUCCAAGGAGAAGUCGGAGUUACCAGAGAGCAUGUGCAACCUUCAAUGCCCUGGAAACAGUUUAUACCGCCUGCAAAUGCCUACACCGUGUACGACCUUGGAACAUCAGGUAAACUGCCUGACGACACAAAGCCACCGAGACAGGCAGAGCAAUGUUUUGAAGAACUUCCCAGAAAGGCAGAACUAAUAAGCGUCAGCGAGAUCAACAAACCCCGCGAGGUUUGCAUCAACAAGUGCAGAAGCGCAGGAAAGCCUGUUGCCUUUGUUUUCAGCUUCGUUUGUUACUGCGCUGACGUAUAUCCUCGCGCUGUAGUCACACAAGACCGUCGCAACUGCAAUACCCCCUGCGAGGGCGAGGCUGAAUACUCGUGCGGAGGUCUUGAAGGCACCAAAGCAUUCUUUUCUGCCUACAGAACAGGUCACUUGGGCGCGGAAUACAGCAUCGGGAACGAAGAGGAUAUGUCAGAGCUUCUUCAACUCCCCUACAUGGAACCGCUUCUUGGUCAAGCAACAUCCCACGGCUGCUACGCCCCAUAUGACCGCUUUCUGAGGUUGUUUCUGUGCGUUGUCUAUCGUUAUGACUAG